GCGCGAAGUGAAUUCAAAGGCCGUCGUCGCCAUGGCGACAAAUGAGGAGCGGUAUGCCCUUGUCAUGGGCAACAGCUUCCCGGAGUUUCGGUUCAAGCCCAAGCAGUUGGACACGGCCAACUGGACUCCUGCACGAUCGAUUCCCAGCUCUGACUUGGACGACUCGCGAAGCGAAGACUCGCGAACGUGCCCUCAUGUGUUGAAAAAUCCAAAACCUGUCAUCAUGCAUCACACGAAAUCCCCCCACCAUCCCUCUCGCCACGAAAAUCCAGUUGCCUUGUACAGCAAUGAGCACAACCCGUCGCCGUUGUCGCUUUCCCGGAAUAUACCGUCAACCCACCCAGCGUCGAAAAAGCCAAGCCGACGCAUGUCAGAGUCCGCGCGGUCGUUUCCACACGUGGUCGAGGCCAAAUCGGCAGCUCUCAUUCACGAUCCAUCGCCUCCCAUCCAUGCGACUUUUAACAACCAGCUGCCCAAUGACGACCUCCAAAUCUACCUCACGAAACUCGGGGGCCGUAAUAUCAUGGAUUUUCUUGUACAUCCAGGUCGCGAACUGUCCAGGCACGUGUCUGGCACCAUGAAAGGCGUGCUGUGUCUCCCCGCUGGCAUCAGCAUCAUCUGCUUUCCGUUUCACGAAGCGUCCAUGCUGUCGCCAACCUUCACGUUUCCCGUGGCGGCGCUGGCUCGCCCAACCGCACUGCUCACCAUGGCGUUUUCGGCCAACCACUCGCGCGACACGUACGAGUUGUUUGCGAUCAACUGCUUGGGCCACUUGGUGCCGCACGGCGUUCUGGAGAACCAGGCGGCAACCCACGACACGUUUGCUGGCCAUCCAUUUGUCGUGCGAUGUCAUGGCAGCGGGCGAGGAUUCUGCAUUUACGCACAGGACGCAGCGGCGAUCGCCAAAAUCAAGUACUCCAUCGUUGUCGACGACAACAUUCCCAGCUUAUCCUUCAUGGCGACGCCCAAACCAGCGCACGUCGCGACAUCCACUUCGCAGCCGCACGCCACCGUGUGUCUCUCGUUUUUUCCACGAUAAUAUGGGACCAACUUGCUGCGGGACAUGUUGACGACGCUUCCACCAGCGCUGGACAAUUGAGCGCGUUGCCAACGAGAGCUGAGCCUUCUUUGUAUUGAAGCGCUUAGGCUAGCAGUCGAGGAAACCCCGUUCCCUGAUAUAUAUACAACACAGUGCCUCCGUGGGCCAUCGAAGUGGUCGACAUGGCUUUUCA
Messenger RNA from Aphanomyces invadans, 1232 nucleotides. RefSeq lists its product as hypothetical. The coding region runs from base 32 to 1039 and encodes 335 amino acids. The transcript is spliced from 2 exons. Lineage: Eukaryota; Oomycota; Saprolegniomycetes; Saprolegniales; Verrucalvaceae. The record is from RefSeq and is a predicted model, not a curated record.